Messenger RNA from Lachancea sp. 'fantastica', 261 nucleotides. The record is from the annotation of a GenBank genome assembly. NCBI's taxonomy places the organism in Eukaryota, Fungi, Ascomycota, Saccharomycetes, Saccharomycetales, Saccharomycetaceae.
AUGCCACAAAAAGCUCUCAAAGUCACGAAGCAGGCCAAAGACCCCAGAAGAGUGACGAAAAAGCAGAAAAAUCUGAGGAAGGCUGCUCCUUUGCAAAUUAAGUCCAAAAAGAAAUCGCUAUCACAUCUCAAAAAACUCAAUAAGGUCUCGUCGCUGACUGUAUCAACGGAAAAACUGAUAGCGAGCCGAGUCGGCCAUUUGGAGCUCUUGAAGGGUACCAGAAAAGAACUGGAAACUCAAAAGAAAAAGGACUCUAAAUAA